Molecule: messenger RNA, 4439 nt
Organism: Onychomys torridus (southern grasshopper mouse)
Lineage: Eukaryota; Metazoa; Chordata; Mammalia; Rodentia; Cricetidae
Gene: Gpsm1
Product: G protein signaling modulator 1
Exons: 14
Coding region: 1061-3193 (710 amino acids)
Molecular function (GO): GTPase regulator activity; protein binding
Source: RefSeq, a predicted model, not a curated record
CCAGGCUUACCCUGAUACUCUUGGCCAAGGUGUUCCAGAAGUGGAACUCCUGGACUGAGUUAUCCAAGGCCUGGAAGCCUUCUCUACCCACUCUGAAAUUUCUCUCUCUGCUAAGAUCCCCAAGUGGUCUCAGGGAGAGUACUCCUGCUUUCCAAUCUCCUCUGACUGCAGCUGUAUCCCCCUCAUUCUCAUCUCUGGGUUCCACAGCCAAAAGGCAUGUAGCUUGGCUGGAGGGCUUCCAGGGAUGGUCCUGUUAUCACUGGGAUGGGGCCAAAAUGGGGCCGUAGUCUAGGGAAAGGCCUAUGAGAGGCUACCAGUACACUGCCCUUAGGCACUGGAUUGGGCCCUGAUCCUGUGGGCCAAUGUCCUCUGUGGACGUUGGUAACUCCCCUUUAUUCCUGGGGUCCCUCCCUUUGCCCUGGUAGGGUUGAGAAGGUGUUUGGGAAAUUAGAAGUCAGAGGAAAAUGCCAGCUUCCCUGGAAACAGCCUCUGCAGACCCUGUGUGGCCCUACACCCUGGUGAGACCCUGAGUCUGGAACUUACCUUGAAGAGUUGGGCGGGUGUAAGAGCAGUCAAGAAGAGUCCUGAAGGGUGAAGAGGACUCCAUGUCCCAGGCCCGUUGAGUUGCCUGUGCCAGGAUCCAGGGCCGAGCAAACACCAGGGGCUGGAGAGAGUGAAGACUCCAAGUACCAGCCUUGUCCAGACUCCUAGCUUUGCCCAGCCAUGGGAUUCUCAUGCACUAUACCUAUUUCACCGCUGGUGUGGCCAGCGGCUGCUAUGUGCCAUCUUAAUACUCCUGAAGGCUCUGGGUGCUGGGUCUGACCUGCAUAAAAGUUUGCCAAAGGAUUGGUUCCAUGCUCCCUGCCCAGCCCCCAAGGAGGACAGAAGGGCAGCAGAGGAUUACCUCAGGCUUCCCACCCCACCCCCUCUGCAUAAGUGCUCAUCCAUCCAGACUGAGCUGCCCUUGAUCCUUUGAUCCCCGUCAUACCCGGGGAAAGAGGGAGAUGCUGUUGAAGAGCUUGGGGCCUUGGAGCCUGAGAUUGGCACAUCCCCUGGGACCAUGGCCAGAGCUGUGAUGCAGGCUACAACCAUGGAGGGCCAGCCUCUGGCCCUGAGCUUAGCAGAGAAGGCUGUAUGCAAGGUGGUCUAUGGUGCCCCUCGCCCCCGCCCGUUGCUGCUGCCUGUGGGUCUGGAGCUGUGGCUGUAUGUGCAGAAGAUGCGUAACCUACAGAGAAAGAGGAUGGAGGCCUCCUGUCUGGAGCUGGCACUGGAAGGCGAGCGUCUAUGCAAGGCGGGGGACUUCAAGGCAGGCGUGGCCUUCUUUGAGGCUGCUGUGCAGGUGGGCACCGAGGACCUGAAGACUCUGAGUGCCAUCUAUAGCCAGCUGGGCAAUGCCUACUUCUAUCUGAAGGAGUAUGCCCGGGCCCUGCAGUUCCACAAGCAUGACCUACUGCUGGCACGGACCAUUGGCGACCGCAUGGGGGAGGCUAAAGCCAGCGGGAACCUGGGCAACACACUCAAGGUCCUAGGCCGGUUCGAUGAGGCCAUCGUCUGCUGCCAGCGACACUUGGACAUUGCCCAGGAGCAGGGGGACAAGGUUGGGGAGGCGAGAGCACUCUACAACAUUGGAAAUGUGUACCACGCCAAGGGCAAGCAGCUGUCCUGGAAUGCUGCACAGGACCCUGGGCACCUGCCACCUGAUGUCCGUGAGACACUGCACAGGGCUUCUGAGCUCUAUGAGAGGAACCUGUCCCUGGUGAAGGAACUAGGCGAUCGGGCAGCCCAGGGCAGGGCCUAUGGCAACCUGGGUAACACCCACUACCUUCUGGGAAACUUCAAUGAGGCUACAACCUUCCACAAAGAGCGCCUGGCCAUCGCCAAGGAGUUUGGAGACAAGGCAGCCGAGAGGAGGGCCUACAGCAACUUGGGCAAUGCCCACAUCUUCUUGGGGCGCUUUGAUGUGGCUGCCGAACACUACAAGAAGACGCUGCAGCUGUCUCGGCAGCUCAGGGACCAGGCAGUGGAAGCGCAGGCCUGCUACAGCUUGGGCAACACCUACACCCUGCUGCAGGACUACGAGCGAGCUGCUGAGUACCACCUGCGGCACCUGGUCAUUGCCCAAGAGCUGGCUGAUAGGGUGGGAGAGGGCCGGGCGUGCUGGAGCCUGGGGAAUGCCUACGUGUCCAUGGGGAGCCCCGCACAGGCCUUGACUUUUGCCAAGAAACACCUGCAGAUCUCCCAGGAGAUUGGAGACCGAAACGGAGAGCUCACAGCCCGCAUGAAUAUUGCUCAGCUGCAGCUGGCACUGGGCCGCCUGACUAGCCCAGCAGCGGCAGAGAAGCCAGAUCUGGCUGGCUAUGAGGCGCAAGGGGCUAGACCCAAGAGGACACAGAGGCUGAGCGCUGAGACCUGGGACCUGCUACGGCUCCCCCUGGACCGGGAGCAAAAUGGAGAUACCCACCACACAGGGGACUGGAGGGGACCAGGCAGGGACUUGCUCCCCCUCCCCAUGAGGAGCAGAAAGUACCAGGAAGGGGCAGAUGGCACAGAGAGGCGACCUCGGGAGGGUAGCCACUCUCCACUGGACAGCGCUGAUGUAAGGGUACAGGUGCCUCGUACGGGUAUUCCCAGAGCCCCAUCUUCUGACGAGGAGUGCUUCUUUGACCUGCUGAGUAAGUUCCAGAGCAGUCGCAUGGAUGACCAGCGCUGCCCCCUGGAGGAAGGCCAGGCAGGGGCUGCCGAGGCCACAGCUGCCCCAACCCUGGAGGAGAGGGCAGCUCAGCCCUCCGUGACAGCGUCACCACAGACUGAGGAGUUCUUUGACCUCAUUGCCAGCUCUCAGAGCCGCCGGCUGGAUGACCAGAGGGCUAGCGUGGGCAGCCUGCCUGGGCUACGCAUCACCCUCAACAAUGUGGGGCACCUCCGAGGCGACGGGGACCCUCAGGAGCCGGGGGAUGAGUUUUUCAACAUGCUUAUCAAGUACCAGUCCUCCAGGAUUGAUGACCAGCGCUGCCCACCCCCUGACGUGCUGCCCCGAGGCCCCACCAUGCCUGACGAGGAUUUCUUCAGCCUUAUCCAGAGAGUGCAGGCUAAGCGGAUGGAUGAGCAGCGUGUGGACCUUGCUGGGAGCCCGGAGCAGGAGGCCAGUGGGCUGCAUGAACCUCGGCAGCCGUGCCCACCAGGUGCCAGUUAAGGCCUCACCCCUCCAGCCAGGCAUGCCCUGCCCUGGACUCUGGGGAUUCAGUUGUCCACAGUGGCCAUGACCCCUUGAUAAGCCAAAACUUCCCUAGGCCAUGAUGGAGAGCCAGCUCAGCCCCUUCCCACUGAGCCAGAAGGUGGGCACCCAGCCCUCAAGGAACCCCCACCCCAGGGUGCUGGGCUCAGGCUAGAGCUGCUAUAUGGGGGAGGGCAUGCUUCUGUCCCCAUGCGGCCCAUAGCUUCCUGCAGGUCCCACCCUGCCCUGCUCCAGGCCGGGCCUUCAGCAUGUUGGCCCCAAGCCCCGGUGCUGUUCAGACCCCUCUCCCUUAAGCCCUGCCCUGCCAAAUGUGAAAUUCUGCCAACUCACCCUAGCUCCCCACAGGAGCCUAAAAGACUUCUGGGGUCUAUAGUGGCAUGGCAUGUUCUGUCCCCCAGCUGGUCCUGGGAUGCAGGAGGUACACUCUGUAUUCUGCCUCACCUCCCCAGGGCAGGCCCUAUUCUGGCCUGUCUGUGCCCAACUCUGCUGCGGGAGAUUGGCAGCUACAAAGUCCAGACACCCCGACCAAGCAGUCCUCAGCCCUGCACUUGGUCUUUGAGGAAGGGGAUGGACCUUCUCCAGCAGGGGGACAAGGCAAGCCUCCGAGCCAAAAACACAGGCAGGGUCUUGUCCUAGGAGGUCUUGUCCUGCUGGCUGGCAGUGGGUAUUCAUGAGGAAUCUGCUCAACUAGGUCCUCCAGGCCCUCAGUGACCAUCCACCCCAUUCUACUAGGGAAAUGAUACCUUGGCUUUCUCCUCGAGGGGUCCAGUUGCAUUGUCUUGAGUUGGACACAGGGCAUGGUAGUUGGGGUGGAGAUUCAGGCCAGACUGCUAGGGCAUCCAUGAGACAGACCUUUGGGGACUGUGGUCCCAGCUCUUACCUGCAGAUCCCACAGGUAGCCCUACUGGAGGGCUCUGUACAACCUUUCAACCCCAGAGCCUCUUACCCUGCAGCCUAGGAGGGGCCAGGGCAAGGGAAACUGAAGGGCCAGCCCUGGGGACCCAACUUCUGAGAGACAACAGCACCCCAAGGGCAGGAGCAAAUACCAGAGCACAGGGUCUUGGGCGGGACAUAGCGGCCGCCUGCAUACUUGAAUGUACAUGCGUAUUUAUUGCUCACAUGUGUUUGCCAUGUUAUCCACGGGUUCUUUCCAACCCGAAAGGUACGUUUUUGUUUGACCCAAAAAUAAAAGUCUGCCAAGUGA